Ilex paraguariensis (yerba mate) is the source of this 2708-nucleotide messenger RNA. Lineage: Eukaryota; Viridiplantae; Streptophyta; Magnoliopsida; Aquifoliales; Aquifoliaceae. The record is from the annotation of a GenBank genome assembly.
UGAAUUUGAAGAUAUUCGAUUUUCGAUUCACGAACUGUUUUUUUUUUGAGAUAGUUACUGGGAAUAACGAAGAUAUGCAGUCCAAUGUGAAUUUACGAACAAACCUAGAUGGGGAUAUGAUGAGAGGAUCGUAUUCAAACGGCAGUUUAGAGAACAGUUUAGAGAGUGAGCUUCAAACAUUGCUGCAGGAGCAGCGUAAUCGGAGUGUUAUUAAUGAGAGGGAGAGGGAUUUGAACAUAUAUCGGAGUGGCAGUGCUCCGCCAACUGUGGAGGGGUCGUUGAGUGCCGUGGGAAGUCUGUUUGGGAACUCAAAUUUUGCACAAAUUAAUAGUACUAGUAUUGCCAAUGGAAUUUUGACAGAGGAAGAAAUUCGGUCACACCCUGCGUAUUUAUCAUAUUAUUAUUCACAUGAUAAUAUAAAUCCGAGAUUACCCCCACCAAUGUUGUCAAAAGAGAAUUGGCGAGUUGCCCAAAGGUUUCAAACAGGAGGGGCUUCGUUUGGUGGUAUCGGAGACUGGAGGCAAAAUAAUUCGGUUGAUGAUGGUGGCAGUUCUUCGUUGUUCUCAAUGCAGCCUGGAUUGUCUGUUCAGAAAGCUGAAGAUGAGUUGAGGGAGUUGAGGAAAGCUACUAUGAGGAAUCUCUCAGUGAAAAACUCUGCUGAAUUGCUGGACAGAGGCUCUGAUGGUUUUAUUGGGACAUCAGCUGCUGGAAUGGGUGCGAGGAAGAAAAGUUUUGCAGAUAUUCUUCAGGAAGGGCUUAACCAACCUGCUUCCCUAUCAGAUUUUCUCUCACAUCCUGCAAGGCGUAACUCAUUUGGUGAUAUUGUGGAUACAUCAGGCAUUUCUAAUUCACAUGCUGCAGAUAUUUGCUAUGGAGCUGAAUCCACUGAGGUCUUGCAUCCGAGGGUAGCUGUCCCUGGUUUGUCUAGAGUUGAACACCUUAGUUCAUCUGGUUCUCAUUUGUUUGCACUUUCUGUGGGUUCAUCUCUGUCAAGAAGUAGAACCCCUGAGCCUCAACUGGUUGGGAGGUCCACCAGUCCUAGUCUUCCACCUGUGGGUAGCAGAGUUUUCCCUGUCGAGAAGAACGAUUUUGUUGGCUCUAAUGCUAUAAGGGGUCUUUCUUCUAGCAUGACCGAGCUGGCUGAUGUUGCAGCUUCUUUAUCUGGCUUAAGCCUUUCAAAAAAUCAUCUCUAUGAUGAAGAUGGUCUUAUGCAGUCUCACCUUCAAAUGGGACUUGACAAGCAAUCUAAUCAUUUAGUUGCUCUGUCAAAUGGUCAUAGGGAGAGCCUGCCACAGCAAUUCCUUGACAGGUCCAGAGCUGAAAAUUUGGCUAUUGCUCUCAACUAUACUGAUUUAUCAAGGGAGAAUGGGGUUGUCACAGAUUCACAUGUUUCUAAGUUUGGUUUUGAUAGGAAUGUUCACUUCCCUAGAAGAACAUCUUCUUCGGCUGACCUUCGCUCAAAAAUGAGUUCUUCUGGAUUUGCAAGUUUAGAUGGUUCUAAUGUUCAUUAUCAAGCCGAUAAUUUUCCAGGUGUGGACCUAUCUGGCCAUGCGCCUACGAGAUAUUCUGCUAGUCAGAAUCUUAACACAGCCAUUAAUAAUCAUCUUGGUUCAGCUUUGACAAGUGCUGGAAAUGAGCAAAGUUCGAGAAGUAACCAGGCAGGGUCUGAUCUUUAUUCAUCAGUUAUGGAUCCUCGAUAUAUCCGCUAUUCCCAGAAAAUGUCUAAUUAUGCAACACAUCCUGCCUAUGGUCAGGGAGAUUUACAGGGUUUCCAGAGAGCAUACCUUGAGGCAAUGCUUGCUCGACAGAAAUUACAGUAUGGUAAAUCUGGCAGAUUAGAUCAUGGGUAUCAUAGGAAUCCAGGCUUUGAUGUUGGUAUGCCAUAUCAGGGGAACUCAGUGCCAUAUCCCAAUGAGCGAGUCUCUCAUUUUACUUCCACGUUGGGAAGUUCAAUGGGAGGAUCUUCCGGACCGUGGCAUUCAGAAACUGGAAUUAACAUGGAAGGAAGAUUUGCAUCGUCAUUAUUAGAAGAGCUGAAGAACAAUAAAACUAUGUCUUUAGAACUUUCUGACAUUGUUGAUCAUGUGGUGGAAUUUAGUACGGAUCAGUAUGGGAGUCGCUUUAUUCAACAGAAACUGGAAACUGCCACAGAGGAAGAAAAGAUGAUGAUAUUCCCAGAAAUCAUUCCUCAUGCUCUUAGUUUGAUGACCGACGUUUUUGGGAAUUAUGUUAUACAGAAAUUUUUUGAGCAUGGCACAGAAAGUCAAAGAAAGGAGCUGGCCAGCCAACUUAUUGGUCAUGUUUUGCCUCUCAGUCUUCAAAUGUAUGGUUGCCGAGUAAUUCAGAAGGCCUUGGAGGUAGUUGAUGUGGAUCAGCAGACACAAAUGGUAGCAGAGCUUGAUGGCUCAAUCAUGAAAUGUGUUCACGAUCAGAAUGGUAACCAUGUUAUCCAGAAGUGUAUAGAGUGUGUUCCUCAAGAUCAAAACCAAUUCAUAGUAUCAGCCUUCUUUGGGAAAGUUGUGGCUCUUUCCACCCAUCCAUAUGGUUGCCGGGUCAUUCAGAGGGUUUUGGAGCAUUGUGAUGAUCCAACUACACAACAAAUUAUCAUGGAUGAAAUUAUGAACUCUGUGUGUGCUCUUGCACAAGAUCAAUAUGGGAAUUAUGUCAUUCAGGGCAGUGAGGAGGGAGAUGAUGUUUACUGGUUCUGA